UAAUUGAUAAGCUUUUAUUUAGAUAUGUAUAUUAUUUUUUCUUUCUUUGAGUUUAGAGAAACUAUUAGAACAACUAUACAAAUAUUAUUUGUUUUAGAGAAUAUUGAUACUAAACAAUCUGUUAGUAUUUUAUUUAACAUUAGCUUACAGAAGAUUCAAAAAUUGUUAAAAUGAGUUUUCCUUUACAAAAAGUAAGAGUAACUAUUGAUUGAUUUUGUUCAGAGUAAUACAUUAGUUUAUAUUUUUGAUUUUCUUAAAAUAUCUUUUAAUUUGAAAGGCAAUUGGUGGCACAAACUAUUUCCUGUUAAAAUUUUAAUAUGGGAUGGAUUCACCGACAUCUGAAGUGCUAUUGCUCAGUGAAGACGACAGUGGUUUAUUGGUUAACGGUUCAUUUUCAAACAGUUCUGCUAGUAGCAACUUCAAUAAACAUGCAUCACAAUACAAAGUAAACCUAUAUACUUAUUACCUUUUAGUAAAAAUAAAUAAAUCUUUUUUUGUUAAAAACAACUAAAACUCAGUUUAAAACUAAUUGACUAGUAUGGUACAAAUAAUUUCUUUUUUUUUUCAUUACAAAACAUUAAUUUAGAUUUGUUACUAAUUUGUGUAAUUUGUAUAAUUAGUAUUAUUAAAAAAAUUAUUGAUUCAUUAAUUCAAAAUGAUAAUUAUAAAAUAAUUGGGUAUUAUUAUUAAGAAUUAGAUCUAUUAACUGCUAUGUAAUAAUUAACUAGAUAAUGUACCACAAUAAUAGAUAUGAUUUUAAUAAGGCAAGUAAAAUAUAAUACAAAUUCCUACCUUAUUAUGAAUAUUGUGAAUAUUGAAAAAAAUAUUUUUAGUAUUAAAGAAAUACUGAUAUCUAUUGAGGUCUUUAGUUGAUGUAGUUGAUGUAUAAAUUAAGUUGACAUAUCUUUAUAUUUUUUUAUAUUCCUUUAACAUAUUAAAUUCUAUAUUUAAACAAAAAAAAUAUUUAUGAUUACCUAUAAUUUUACGGUACUGGUUUGUUAUUGCCCUGUCAUCCAUAUAACAAUAAAUACAUUAUAUAAAUAUAAAAUAAUUUGACAGAAAAUACAUACGUACAUACCAUUACUAUUAGUUGUUUACCAUAGGUGUUUAUCACAAAUAAUCAAUAAUAUAAUAAUUUGAAAAUAUAUUAAUAUAACAUCACGUGAAUCAUGGAAAGCAUAAAUAUUUUUAUUCAUUUUUUAACAUUAUAUCAUUAUUUUAUAUUUAUUAUUAUUCCAUUUUUUUAAUAUAUCAAUAUAUCGUCAAAUUAUUAGAUUAAUAAAUAUCAAUAAAUAAACUAAACUCAUUAUUUUCUAUAUCGGUUUAUUAUAUUACUAUUUUAUUGAUUAUUUGUAAUAAACACCUAUGAUAUGCACCUAAUUGUAAUGAUACUUAUUUUUCGUCAAAUUGUUUUAUAUUUAUACAAUUUAUUUAUUGUUAUAUGGAUAACAGAGCGAUAACAAAUCUGAGUGGCAGGACUAUAAAGUUUUCACUUGCUGCGGUGUGGCUAUAACAAACCAUUAAUAAUCAUUUAUUUCUCGAUAAAUUUAAAUUAAUAAUAAUCAUUAAACUUAAACAUAAUUUACCAAAAUUAAUAUUGGAAAUCAAUUUUAAUGUUAUGUAAUAGUAAUUAUAUCAUAAUUAUAGACAUGUUUACUAUAUUAAUAGUAAUUUUUAUUCUUACUAAACUUUUAAUUUUAAUUAUUUUUUGUUUAUGUAAUAAGAUAAAAAGACUAAACAAAUUUGGAAUAAAAGUCUGGAAUACAAUUGUGUAAUUAAAACUACUUUUUUUUUUACUGAUAUUUUUGUAAUUGUAAUACAUUUGUAUAUAUUAAAUUUCAAUAAAUAACUAAAUUAUUUAUGUAUUUGGUUUACUUAACUACAUAAGUAUAUAUUUUUUUUAUUUAUAGUGUAAAGAAAGUGAUGACAAAUUAUCAUUUAGUCAAGAAGAUUCUCUAAUCGAUGAUACUGAUAAAUUAUAUAAACAACAGUUUAAUACAUUAAAAAAAUGUUCAAGUGUUCAGAAAUCAGAAAAUCCAAUUCGGCCUCCUGUAGAAUUUCAAGACUCUCCACACAUUUCUUUAAAUGUGUAUUCUCCUCCAUUAGAAUUUAAAGACAAUCAAUAUAAAUAUAUUCGUUCACCUGUAUACACUAAUGAUUGUAUGAUUCGUGUUGAGCAAUAUGCUGAUGGUUUUGUUAAAUCAUUGAUCAACGACUCAUUAAAACAUUUAGAACCACUAAAUGAUACUAGGUAAUAAACAAAUAUUUAGGUAUUUAUGAUUAGUUUACUAUUGUAUUAACAUAUAUUUUUUUAGGUAUUUUAAACAACACAAAUUCUAUCAUAAUUUGGGCAUUUAUUGGAAAACAAAUUUUCGUUUGCCAAAUGGAUCAAACAAUUCCUUGUUGUCAACUAUUUCAUCAUCUCAUAAUUCCUUAUUUAAUGUAGUUUCUUCAGAUGAUUCUAAUUUUAUCUCAUCUUCAGUUUCACAUGAAUUUCUUAAUAGUGACACAUAUACAUUACCGAUUGAUAAUUCCCCUUUUAAUAUUGCUUUUCGGCGACCAUUAAGGAAAAAAAGAAAACUCCGUAAUCAGUGCCAUUCUAUACCUAUCAAUAAAAAGUAAAUAUUACAAAUAUCAGAAAAAAAUUUAUAUUAAUUAUAAUAUUAUUAUUAUUUUUUUACAGAUCAGGAGAAAAAUGUAUCAAUAUCCAAGAACCCAUUCAUAUGACUGUCAAAGAUGUUCAAACAAUUCUUAGCAAUAUUUAUAGCAAUACAGGAGAGUGUAGCAAAACUCAAAUCACAAAUGUAUCAAAAUGUAACAAUGUACCAAAUGAUCACAACAAAGAAAAUUGUAUCAGUAAAGUACUAUCUUCUAAAUCUAAAAUCCAAAAACAUUCUUUUAUGGUGAAUAUUAAACAUAAAAAAUCUAAGGACAAUAGCACUUUAGAAGAUAAUAGUGGUCAUGGUUCUAGUCAUUCAACAAGAAAAAUUUUUUGUUCAUCACCAUUUAUUUCAUCAGCAAAAUCAAAUUUUUCUUUUAGUUUAAAACAAACAUUUUGUAAUAUUUUUCGUUCACGUAAAAGUACAUCAACAGAUUCAGAUCCUGGAUCAAACCCAACAGACACUGUUGUACUUUUAGAUGUAACUAAAGAAACGACUUUUGAAAAACGAGCACUGCCACCAGUACCUAAUGAUGGACCCAGAGACACAUAUGAACGUGAAACUAGUAUGGACUUUGCCACUAGCAUUGAGAAAGUUAAAGAUGUAAGUUUUAUUAUUAUAAACAAUUUGAUUUAUAUUUUAUAUUUUUUGAAAAUAUUUCAGUAUGGAUGGUAUUGGGGUCCAAUAUCAGGCGAAGCUGCUGAAAAAAUACUCUCAAAUGAACCUGAUGGAUCAUUUAUCGUACGGGAUAGUAGUGAUGAUCAUUAUAUAUUUUCAUUAACGUUUAAAUUGAAUGGUUUUGUUCGGCAUGUUAGAAUCGAACAUGACCAAGGUAAAACUCUAAAUAAAUGACAUAGAUAAUAAUAUUGACAUUUUUUAUUAUUAUCUUCAGGAAAUUUUAGUUUUGGUAGCUGUACAAAAUUUAAAAGUCACACAAUUGUUGAAUUUGUAGAAAAUGCUGUAGAGCAUUCCCGUAGUGGAAGGUAUUUGUUUUUUUUGCACAGGCGUCCAAUUCUUGGACCAAUGAGGGUACAAUUACUUCAUCCAGUAUCUCGAUUUAAACAAGUCCAAAGUUUACAACACAUGUGCAGGUAUUUGUGCUUUUAAAUACUAUUUUAAUACAUAAUAAUGAAGUGUAAUGUACAUCCAAAAUAUGAAAACAAAUUUAUGUUAUUGAAUUUAUUAUUCCAUGCUAUAACUCCCUAAAUAAUUAAUGAUAAUGAAAAAUUCAGAUUACAAUAUUUCAAACUGAUAAAGAUUUACUAGUAUAAUCUAAAAUAUACUUAAAUUUAUUUCCUAAAGGUGGUUUUUAAAAGGAAUGUGCAAUUAAAUUUUUAAAAUUGAUAUACAAGUCUUUUGAUAAUUCAAAUUCUAAAUGAACUAAAAAUUAAUUUUAAUUUUUUAUGUUAAAUUACAAAAAUUAUUUUUCAAAUUCGAGUUAGCUAUUAUUAUACUAUUUUUCGUAAUAUUUUUAAGGUUUAAAUAUUCAAAGUUGGAUUUGGUAGAAGAAAUUCUACUUUAACAGAAUUAAAUUGUUUGUUUUUGUUUUACAAUCAAUGUAAUUAUCAAUUAAGAGUAGUACUUUUUAAUUUUUUUUAUCAAAAUUGGAUAACCAUUUUUCAAAUUCACUUGUUGUCUACGCUUUUUACUUGAUUCGUAAUCUAAUGGAUAACCUUUAAAACUCUUAAGUUUUUCAGAUUUUCUGAACAAUCCUCUCAUUUUAAAACAAAUGUUUGACUCGGUACACUUAAAAAAUAAAACCGUUUCAUCAACAUUAUUACAUUAUAAAAUUGUAAUUCAGGGUAAUAUUGAUUAAGAAUUAAUGACGAUUUUAUAUAACUUAAGAAUUUUUAGUUUUCAACACGUAACGAAAAGUGAUGUUGUUCCUACUUUUCCAAUUGCUUAACGAACCUUGACAAACUUUAAACUUUGACUAUGUUUAGUUGUAAGAAACAUUAUCCUUUAAAAUUGGCCCAUUUAUUAAUAUGUUAAUAUCUCUAUCAGGUGAUCCAUUUAAAUUCAUUCAUUAUCUCGGAAAGUAUUAACUUUUUUUGGACUUUGUUUUCUAGAACAUUUAAGAAACAAGUAGCUCUACAAUUUUAAGUUUAUAUUAAUUUUUGGAGGUAAAACCUAAAAUUUCCAAGAGACAAAAAAAAAUUGAGUUAUCGAGGCUAUAUCAUUUUAAAUAAUACCAAUGUUCAAUAUAUAUUUAUAGAUGUAUCAAUAUUUUAUGAAUCUUAUAUAGGUACAUACAUUACUGUUAGUGAAAAUAUUUAUACAAAUAUAAAUAUAAAUAAAUAAUUAUAAAUAUUCAUUAGUCACUACAUACAUAAAUGGCUUGCAUCUUGCAUAAUACACAAUAUAAAUAAUACUAUUAAUUGUUUAUUUUUGUAACCAAUUAAUCAAAAUAAGAAAAGAAUAACAAAAUUAGAUUACCUUUGUAAUCUAAUGAAUCUAGGCUACACAUUACCUAUAAGCAUUAGCUUUUAAUUUUGAUGUUGAGGUGGCACAAAAUACAAUGUAAAUUAUAUAGAAUAUUCAAAAUAGUUAAUAGAUACAUAAUAAUUAAAUAGUGAUAUACAUUCAAGAGUUAUUAUAUACAAAGUAAGAAAAUACAUGUGUUUAUGUUAAUAAUAAAUUACACAAUUUGUACAUUUUACUAAUAUUACACUAUAAGUAGAGGCCAGAUUUAUAUGUUCUUAAAAUUUACAAAAAAUCACUUUAAAAUAUCAAAAAACCUUAAAUAAAAUGUUUCAACAAAUGUAUAAAAAUGCAAAAAAAUAAUAAAGGGGUUCAAUAGUCCCCCCUCUAACGAAUUUAAUUUAUAAAUACAAUUUUCUAACAUCAGAAAAUGUUUAAUAAAAAGUAAUUUUUCUUUAUAAUAUUUAUGAUUUUAUUUAAAAAAAAUAAUUUUGUGUUAUUCGUUUUUGUAGUGAGUCAUUAAAAGAGGAUUUUAAAACUCCUCUAUCAUUUUUACCUUUUUAAGUGUUUUUUUUUUUUAGAGCUUUUUUUGUAGUUUUAGGCGCCUUUUUGUGAAUACUAAAAAAAUAUAAAUCCAGUCUCUAACUACAACAACAGUUUAUUUAUAUAUUUUUAAAACUUAUGACAUUAACACUUAAUUGAAUACAAAUAUGAAUUUCAACAUUUAAAGUAUUUCAUUUUCCAAAAGUGGUAUUGCAUUUAGACUUGAAAAUAAUAUACAUAGACACUGUAUAGUGUAUGCAAUGGCCAUUACUGUCAGUGCCAAGUGGCAAAUUCAAACAAUCUUUAAUAUGCUUAUUUAAUUGCAGAGAAUUAUUAAUUAAUAAUAAUACUAGUAUUAGGAUUGUAUUUAAAUCUCAUUUAUUUUUAUAUGUAUUUGAUUAAUAUUGACUGCUAUUAUGGUUCUUAAACUUUUAAACAUGAUUUGUUUAUUUGUUUUUAUCUUAUUAAUAGGUUUGUCAUUUUGAAAAUGGUACGUCGAGAUUUGAUUCACAAAUUGCCAUUACCCAGAAGACUUGUUGAUUACCUAAAUACACCACAUUAUUAUUGUGAACAAUUGUGCAGCAGUACUGACAGUAGUAAAUCCCCAACUCCCACUCCAGCUGUACAUCUAAUAUCAUUUACACCACCUUGAAUUUACCAAUAUGUUACUAUCAUGAUAAAUACUUUUUUGUUAAAUUUACCAACUUUAAUUGAUAUAAAUUAAAAUAUAUCAUAUAUAUAAUAAUAUAUGUUUAUAUUCUGAUAUUAGCGGUUAAUAAUUAAUUUAACAAUUACACUAUUUAGAAUUAAAAAUCCGUAUUCAUUGAUAAUGAAAAAAAACAACAAACUUAAUUGUAUUGUACAAAAAAUCCUAUUAUUAUAAAAUAAUAAUACAAUGUAAAAACAUAAGAGCUUAAAUUAUUGUUUGAUAUAUAAAUUAUUUACCUUUUAAUUUGAAAUCUUUAUACCUGAUUUGUUUUAUUCUGUUACAAAACUUUUCAGUUAAAUGUAUAUAAUAUUGUGGUUAUUUUUAUAUUUAAGGAACUAACAUUGUAUUGAUUUUGUAAUUGUUUUACCUUAUUAAGUGUUAACUGUAUUAUUUUGAUAACUAGUUAAACACUUAAAAUGUUUAACAUUUACUAAGCAGCAUCUGCUACUUUAAGAAUUUAUCCAUAUUUGUCUGUAUGCGCUCAGUUGUGAGUUUUGGAAUGUGGCUUUUACUAAAUGAUUAGGUAAGCUCUAAAGGAUUUCCAGUCAAAUCAGUUAACAUGUACAUACAACACUAUUUGUUUUAAUUAUUGAGAUCAUAUACUACUUUGAUACUUAUCUUUGUUCAUUGCUAAUUGAUUAAUUAUAAACUCCAAUUGAAAAAUAAAGUAUAGAUAUAUUUUAUAAAAUAAAAUAAUAAAUUAAAACUAUUUUUAAUAUUUUUUGAUAAACUUUUUAUAUUUAAUUUAUAAAUAUCAUACAAUUAAAUAAAGAAGUAGACAAAUUAAUAAAAAAUAUUUUUAUUAUUCUUUAACUGAAAUUGUAUGAACUUCUAGUAUUCAUUGUUUACAGAUUCAGAAAUAAUUUCAGUUUUGUAAAAUAAUCAAAUAAUUAUUAUGAAAAGUAAAUAUAUAAAUAUUAAACUCAAGUAUAUAUUACAAAAAUCAAUGCACUGUAAAAUCCCUGAUAUAUUUAAAUGUAUUUUUAAUUAUUAAGCAGUAAAAAAUAAUAAUUUUAAAAUUAAAUUGAAAAAAUAUACUCAUAUAAAUUAUAAUCUAUUUGGUGAAUAAUUUAUAAACAAGAAUUUAAAUUGUUCCUUCUAUUUAUUAUAAUAAACAAUUUACUAUCUCAUUCAAACAUACAUAAUACUUUAACUACUAGUUUACAUUAUUUUUAUUUAGUUCAUAGACAAAAAAAACUUAUGCUAUUAUGCCUUUACCAAUAAUUGUAUUAAUGUUUCUAAAAUCAGUUUCACAUAGUUUUUCAGAUAAUCACUACUUUGAUUAACUACUAUAAAGUUUAUUUCUGAUACUAAAUAUAAAUAGUAAGUGAAACAGUUAAUAAAAUACUACAAAAAAGAAAUUAAUAGUCUCUAGUUAUGUUUAGUUUAUGUUUGUUGGUUGGACACCUUUUUUUUUUUGUUAUCUACUUUUAAGUACCUUAUUGUGAUUUAGAGAUAACUCUAUUAUUAUAAUGAUAAAUAAACAAUGUAUGAACUUAUAAAUAUUUGUUUAGGUAACGCAUCGAGUAUAUUAAGUCAUUACUUUUAUAAAGAUAUUGAGUAGAUAUAUUAUAUUUGAGGAAUGUGUCUAGUGGUUUUAAUUUAAAAAAUAAAAUACAAAAUCCAAAAUAUAUUAAUUUUAUUUAUAUUUGCUUGUUAUUAUGUAUUUUUAAAUAUAUUUUAUUUAUUUAAAAGAUUUAUUUUAAGAUUUUUGUCUGAAAACGCUUACAAUUGUAGUGAAGUGAAGGUGAUAUUUAAAGUAAAUUAUUUCCCUAAUCACAUCUUUUUUCAUAUUUUUAGGACAUAUUAAAUAAUUUACAGUGAUUAAAACAACUAAGAUAUAACCUGUAUAAUUAUAAACCCUUUAUUUAUAGCAAAUCACAUUAAAAAAUAAUACUUUCAUAAUCUACAUGUGGCUUUCAUAUAUUCUACAAGUAAUACUAUAAUUAAACAUUCAAAUAAUUAAAUAACAUUUAAGUAAAAACUGAGUUUCAAAAAUACAUUAAUACAUAUAAAAUAUAACUUAUUAUUUCAUAAAAUAACUUAAUGGUGUAUAUACAUGAGGUUAUUUAAAAACAUUUAUAAUCAACAUGCAAUUUAAGUCAAACAUUUUAAUGACUUUACAUAAUCCUAUUAUGGAUUUAUUGGUAUUCCUAAAGUUUUCCUGACCAAUUUUUCAGCUAUUUUAUUAAACUCCUCUCGGUUCUCGCGCCACAUUUUAGCUGCAUCCACGUUUGCACCACUUUCAUCAUUUGGUUCUUAAAAAGAAUUCACAAAUAAUAUUAUAUUAAACAUAAAUUAAUAUUUAUUUAUUUAUAAUUACCGGCUAGCAUACUAAUAACAGAUAAAAGGAUUUUCUCAACACUUUGUACAGGACUCCAUCUUUCAGAACUGGAUUCAUAACCCAUGGGGUCAUCUCCAGGGGCAUGGAGAAUUGAAAUACAUACACGUCCAUCAGCAUAAACUA
This is a messenger RNA of Cinara cedri, 8800 nucleotides long. Lineage: Eukaryota; Metazoa; Arthropoda; Insecta; Hemiptera; Aphididae. The record is from the annotation of a GenBank genome assembly.